Molecule: messenger RNA, 3252 nt
Organism: Menidia menidia (Atlantic silverside)
Lineage: Eukaryota; Metazoa; Chordata; Actinopteri; Atheriniformes; Atherinopsidae
Source: the annotation of a GenBank genome assembly
AAAAAGUAAUUCAAACCUUAUUAAAGUAAUGCCAAAAGAAGUUAUAUGCGGCUUUUUAAAAACGUUAUCAAAUGUGUUGUCCGUUUAGAGAACACUUAUUUUCACACGGACUCGAUAUACGGAGGAGAUCCAAUUAUGCCUCUCCAGUUUGUGUACAGCUGCCAGGACUUUGUCACAGAUGUGUGCCGGACGAGUGAAAAUCAUCCUGCGUCGCCAACCACAAAGUUUGAUACGACCAUCAGAGCCGGCUGGACAGAGAGGAUGGACAGGGGACUCUUCCGCUACCAUCUGGGGGCUUUAGAAACACGUGUAUUGCCCGGCUCACAUGGCUAUGUGGCUCAGCUUAACAUUGAGAGGGGAAUAGAGAGAAGGAAGCCUCAGGAGAUUCUGAGCAUUCAGCAGGAAUUUAAUAAAAGCCAGUUUAACUUUAACAAAAUCAAUCCAGAUGAAAUUCUAUUUGAGAUGAUAAAGGACACACAUACUGCUUUGGCUGAUGAGGACCAGAUGCCUCCACCCUCCAGGAUUCUGACGAGAUCUGCUGUCCAGGUCGGUAUCGAGUCUGUCCUCUUAAGCUCUGACCCCGGUUUUCGCGUUGGCUUCAACAGUCUUGGGGCCUUCGCUUCUGUCAAUCAUUUGCACCUUCAUGGAUAUUACCUUGACCACGAACUCAAGAUAGAAUCCACACCAGUCAAGCCUUUGGUGUUUGAAAAGGGAUUUUUUCGCAUGCAGGACUUUCCUGCAGGAUUUUUGUUUUAUACAGAAUCCGACAAGGUGGAGGAAGUUUCAAACAGCGUAUGUGAAGUGACAGACUUUCUUGUGGAUAGGAACAUUGCUCAUAACCUGUUUCUGACCAGGGGAUGUCCUCCAUGUGGUCACGUACCGAGCAAAACGGAUCGUCCUCUGAGAAACGGUGUGCGUAUUGCAAUAUGGCCUAGAAUUGCCUGCUUCGGUGCCAAAGAGGAAUCUGCCUUUAAUGUUGCUCUUUGUGAGCUGGCUGGACAUUUGCCUUUUAAGAACAAACAGGACUAUGAAUCCUCAACCGAGAGAGACGUAAUCAGCACGGUGCAGAGGUAUCUUUUACCUGAAGAUGAGUUUGACGGGGAGAUGUGCGACGGGCCGAAAAACACAAAUGUUCGUCUCAGCCUUCCAGCAGUUUGUAUAGUGUGGCAAACGGCCAUGAUCAUCCUGUUUGGAGUUUUUAUCCGGUACAACAAGGAGUCGGACCCGCACUGGGUCGAAGAAAGGGAAAAAGAAAAUUUGAGUGACAUUGAGAACGACUUCUACUUCAGAUAUCCAAGUUUCCAAGAUGUGCAUGUGAUGAUCUUUGUUGGCUUUGGCUUCCUGAUGACAUUUCUUAAGCGAUACAGUUUUGGUGGAGUGGGUUUCAACUUCCUCAUCGCUGCAUUUGGUCUCCAGUGGGCGCUGCUGAUGCAGGGCUGGUUCCACUCCCUGGACUAUACUGAUGGGAAGAUCAAAAUUGGGGUUGAAAACCUGAUAAAUGCUGAUUUCUGUGUGGCUGGCUGCUUAAUUGCCUAUGGAGCAUUACUGGGCAAAGUCAGUCCAGUCCAGCUGAUGGUUUUGACUUUAUUUGGGAUUACAUUGUUUGCUGUGGAGGAAUAUAUCAUCCUAAAUCUCAUUCAUGCUAGAGAUGCUGGAGGCUCCAUGGUAAUCCAUACAUUUGGAGGCUAUUAUGGCCUGUCCAUAUCAUGGAUGCUCUACCGACCAAAUCUAGACCAGAGCAAAAGCUUGAACGGCUCUGUUUACCACUCUGACGUCUUUGCUAUGAUUGGCACCCUCUUCUUGUGGAUGUUUUGGCCCAGCUUCAACUCAGCCAUAACAGAUCACGGGGACGGGCAGCACAGAGCAGCCAUCAACACCUACCUGGCUUUGGCCUCCACUGUGCUCACUACUGUGGCCGUUUCAAGCCUCUUCCAGAAACAUGGAAAGCUGGACAUGGUUCACAUACAGAACUCUACACUAGCUGGAGGCGUUGCCGUUGGAACGGCAGCAGAGUUCAUGCUGAUGCCCUACGGGUCUCUGAUUGUAGGGUUCUGUUGUGGUAUUAUAUCCACUCUUGGAUAUAUCUACAUCACGCCAUUCAUGGAAAAGUACUUGAAGAUUCAGGACACAUGUGGAAUCCACAACCUCCACGCCAUGCCAGGGGUCAUAGGUGGUAUUGUUGGAGCCAUCACUGCUGCCGCUGCGGAUGAGUCCGUUUAUGGCCGCCAAGGCCUCAUCAACACUUUUGACUUUGUGGGCGAUUUCAAAGACAUGGUACCCACGAAGCAGGGCGGUCACCAGGCGGGAGGCCUCUGCGUGGCAAUCUGCUUUGGCAUAGGCGGGGGCAUCUUAGUAGGUGCUAUCCUAAGACUACCUAUAUGGGGAGAUCCAGCGGACGACAACUGCUUUGACGAUGAGCCCUACUGGGAGGUGCCAGAGGACGAGGAGAGCAUUCCACCAGUUCUGCAAUACAACAACCACAUGCGGAACAAAGAUGUAGCGGAGUCAAAUUUCACCAUGGAGCCGGAGUCUAGGCCUCGAUCAUGAUCUCACAGAGCAAUUUAUUCUUUUAUUUUCACACUGGUCAGAAAGUGUGAUCAGUCAUCUCAUGUCAGUCUCCACCAGCAUUUUUUCUUACAAUGUUAGCAUGAUUUCUUCAAACCUCUAGAAACCUUGCUGUCAUUCCUCUGACUUCCAUGGAAGAAUCGCUUUUCAAUAAAUUUACAUUCAAAUGUCUUGAUGAUAGGCAUUGUUUUGAUUGGCUUCAUUUAAUUGGGACAUAAAUUUACCCAUUAUUUUGCAAACAUAUGUUUGUUUAUCUCCCAAAGAUCUGAUGCAAAAUGUUUUAAUCAACACCGUUGAUUUUUGGUCUUAACUGUUUUUGGGUCUAUGUGACAUAAGAAAUUAGAGGUAGAAUUUAAGAGAAUACAGACUUUUGUGCUUUUCUGUAAGUUUCCUUCAUCCUGCUGUUAUUUACAUGGUGACAGAUUUUUUUGCUGUUGUUUUCUCUUGAUAAAAUUAAAUGUGAAUCAGUUUUGUGCAUCUUUCUGGAGAAUUUUACAAAGAGUUUAUCAUGUUACUAGUUAUGGAUUUGUACUUAAGUUGUAUUGUGAUAUUAAGUACACAUGACAAGCCGUAUCUUUGAUUCCCGAUUAUUUAGCAUUUAUUUUGCACUUUAUCUUUGGUUUGUAAGACGCAAUAAAUGUCAAUAAAAGAACAUUUUCAACUGGUUUUACACUAGUCUCCUCUAUG